GGACACUCGUAGAAGCAUACUAGAGAAGGAAUAACAUAGGCUGUAGGUCUUCUGUCCUUACUACACAAAUCCGUAUCUGGAAUCUGAAUCUGAAUGGCCGCAACGUUUGAAUGCUGACGUUUAAAGGCUUCUUAGAAGUGCAGUUGGUGGGAGGUACGUAAUACGAUUGACAUUUUUUACCAUGUUAUAUGAAUAUGUGGAUAUACAAUAUAAGGAGAACUGUACCUGAAUACAAAAACCGUUUUUUGUCUGACACAUCGGACGUUCUCAUUCAUUCGAAACCUUAUGCCUAACACUUGCUCAGCCUGCCCGAAGAAAUUUACUCUUCCAGAAACUGGUUCUGGCAUUUGUCAGUCGUGUAAUGAAUUUUAUUGUUCAGCCUGUUCUUCAACUGGUCCAGAUCGUACAAUUUUAUGCAACCGGUGCAGAGUUUUACAGUCAAAUCAAGCCAGCUGGGAUUCAGUAAUGGGUCUUAAUAUCCGUGAUUUAAAAUGGUUUAUGCGACGUCGUAAUAUACCGUUCGUUGGUCUGAUUGAGAAAGAGCAAUUUGUGGAUGCAGUGCUGAACAGUCUAGGCAUUACCACCCGAAGUACAAAUGCUGAUGACCAUUUGUUUCCAGACUCAACAAAACGUAACGUUAAACUUGAAGACUUGAUUUCAGAAGAAUCCAUUGAAAAUCUUUCUGUUCGUCAGAUCAAAGAUCUUUUAGUCUACAAUUUUGUUGACUUCACUCAUUGUGUGGAAAAAGCUGAACUUAUUGCCAGAGCGAAACAGUUAUGGCGCAAUUACAAACAGCAACAACCACUCAUAUUUGAAGCUCAAGAAGCAGUAGAGUUUGAAGAUUGUCAGAAUGCUGGAACAUCGAGUGAGAAAUGUCCAGUUGAUUUGAAUAAUGAAUGCGGGGUUUGUAUGGAAGCUCCAGUUAAUUGUGUCUUUUUAGAAUGCGGUCAUUGUUUUCUUGUGUUGAUUGCGGAAGAAAGCUGACUGAAUGCCCACUAUGUAGACAAAGCAUUGUUCGCGUUGUACGUACAUUCCGUGUCUAACAUUUUCAAAUAAACCAUUCUGUAAUAUACUUAAAUAUCGAUGUAUAACCUUUAGCAUGAACUUUAUUGCACUUGUUUUUAGAUUUCAGUUAUAAAACACUCAUUCCACUUUGUGUACACUAAAUUGGAGCUAAAAAAAAUAGGGCUACUUGGUUC
Molecule: messenger RNA, 1199 nt
Organism: Schistosoma mattheei
Lineage: Eukaryota; Metazoa; Platyhelminthes; Trematoda; Strigeidida; Schistosomatidae
Source: the annotation of a GenBank genome assembly